CUAACUUCCACCAAAUGACCACCAUCCAAAAAGUCGCCAUCUUCGGCGCAUCCGGCAACUUCGGCACUCCCAUAACCGCCGCCCUCCAAGACGCCAAUUUCACCAUCACGAUCAUCACCCGUCCCGAAUCCACCGCCGUCUUUCCCCGCGACCUCCCCAUCCUCCGCACCCCCUACACCCUCUCCCACCUGACCACCGCUUUACACGGACAAGACGCGGUCAUCUGCGUCGUUGGUCCCGGCGGCGUCCCCGCGCAGGCGACCAUGAUCGAAGCGGCGGAAGCGGCCGGGGUGCAACGGUUUAUUGUGAAUGAUUUUGGGUGGGGGCCGGAGUCUAACAGUUUCCCGGAAUUCAAGGCCAUCGCGGCGCAGCGGAGAGGGGGAUGGGAGGUUGCGCGGCGGAAGGCGGAGGGGAAUUCGAGGUUUACGUUUACGGGCAUUACCACGGGGAAUCCGAUUGACUGGGCGAUGAAGCGAUUCCCGAUGAUGGGCUUCGACGUCGCCAACGGCUCGGCUACAAUCUAUGAUUCCGGCACGGAGCAGUUCACGGGGACGACGCUCGCGGGCAUCGGACAGGCGGUGGUGGGUGUGUUGCUGCAUCCUCAAGAGACAGCCAAUCGAUUUGUGAAGGUCUUGUCGAUUCGGACUUGUCAAAACGAGUUGCUGGAGGCUUUCCAGAGAGCGACGGGGCACACCUGGACGGUGCAGCGGGACACCACGCAGAGGCUGGUGGCAAGUGGAAAGAGGCAUUUCCAGGCCGGGGUGGGGAGUUGGAGGCUCGAACUGGUGGUCGCGCAGAUGUUUGACGAGGGCCAGGCGCGCUGUCUUGUGGCGCCUUCUUGGGUGGAAUCGGAUUCCCCGUUGUUGGGGGUGAUGGAGGAGAGAGUGGAUGAUGUGGUGGCUAAGGUGUUGCAGAUGUGA
Messenger RNA from Aspergillus saccharolyticus JOP 1030-1, 920 nucleotides. Its product is annotated as aromatic alcohol reductase. The transcript is spliced from 3 exons. The coding region runs from base 15 to 920 and encodes 301 amino acids. NCBI's taxonomy places the organism in Eukaryota, Fungi, Ascomycota, Eurotiomycetes, Eurotiales, Aspergillaceae. The record is from RefSeq and is a predicted model, not a curated record. Gene Ontology annotation, molecular function: oxidoreductase activity.